Daphnia magna is the source of this 6065-nucleotide messenger RNA. RefSeq names its product phospholipid-transporting ATPase VD. Gene Ontology annotation, biological process: phospholipid translocation. Gene Ontology annotation, cellular component: plasma membrane. The transcript is spliced from 18 exons. Gene Ontology annotation, molecular function: magnesium ion binding; ATP binding; ATPase-coupled intramembrane lipid carrier activity. Lineage: Eukaryota; Metazoa; Arthropoda; Branchiopoda; Diplostraca; Daphniidae. The coding region runs from base 266 to 4849 and encodes 1527 amino acids. The record is from RefSeq and is a predicted model, not a curated record.
CAAGGGUAUAUCCCUCUGCCCAGCUGUGUCACGAACCGUUAUACGUGGACACAACAAGUUGCUGACACUCUGCCUUUCAUUUUGCUCUUUUAGCUUUGACCGUUUGACGUCACUUUUUGAUUGUUUUUCUUCCUGUUUGUUCGAAGACCCGUCAAUACUUUGCUUUGAACAAACAAUAGAAUUGAGUCUGCCAUGGAACUAUUUUGAUAACAAAAGCUGUCUUGUCUUUCUCUUCCUGCUGUUGAAAUAAGAUGUUGGGAAAGGUAUGGAUUUUGAUUCGUUGGGAACCACAUACAUCUUCCCAAAUGUGAUGCAACCCCCUAUAGAGCUUGAAACUGUCAACCCCUUGCCUAGCAGGGGUUGGCCAGGGGGAGUAAAAGGACAUGUUCGCUCGGCAAGUCAUGGUGUCAUUGGUGUUUCCUUGUUAAAUCCCACGUUACAUCCACAGCCAUCUUCUCCAUCUCCUGCAAUUGGAUUAUUAGAGGCAGCCUCAGGAUUGAGCAAAGCAGAAAGGUCCUCUCAGGAUGUCUCAUCUACCAAUCCGACAGUUCUAAAACUUCCAUAUACAGGAAUUCUACGUCAAGGCCAUACAAGAGCACUUUCGCAAGGUCAGAUUCCUAAUCAACAAGUCCAGCCUACUAAAGGACACAGUCGAACAGGCUCUAGGACAGAUUUUCUCCUGCCACCUGGCCACCAGGAUCGAACAACCAGUGGUGCAGCCCAUGGUACCAAACACAAACGGCAGGUUUCUCGAACCCUGUCGAACGAUGUCUUUACCAAGGGCCAUUCACGACAAGCUUCCAGGACAGAAUCGAUUUACACGAUUCGGCAGACGCGAAUUCCAUGGGUCAACCGCUUUCUUUUCUGGAGACAAGUAAAAACUCCUGAACUUCCUCGUAUGCGAACUGUCGUACCCAACCACGCUGUACCACCCAGUGUUAAACCGAAGCAUCAUCCGAAUAAUGCCUACAGCGACAAUGCGAUUCGUACCUCCAAAUAUACUCCGUUGUCCUUCAUUCCAAAGAAUCUGUUGGAACAGUUUCACCGCUUCGCAAAUCUCUAUUUCCUAUUCAUAGUGCUUUUAAAUUGGAUACCAGCUAUCAGCGCAUUUGGCAAAGAGGUCGCUAUGAUCCCAGUGAUCUUCGUCUUGGGAGUCACAGCUAUCAAAGAUGCAUUCGAAGAUCAUCGUCGUCGACAAUCCGAUCUGCGCAUCAACAAUUCUACCUGUCGCGUUUAUCGGGUAGAAGAAGAUCGCUACGUCCGUGUUCUGUUUUCUGAGGUGAAGGUCGGUGAUAUCGUUCACCUUUCAUGUGAUGAAAUCAUUCCCGCUGAUCUUCUUCUACUCAAAUCUUCCGAAAAACAAGGGCUCUGUUUCAUCGAAACUUCCAAUUUGGACGGAGAAAACAAUUUGAAGCAAAGAAGUGUGCCUAAAAUGAUGCUGUCGAAACAACAUCACUUCCAACCUAAGGCGUUCGUCAGUCAUAUCGAGUGUGAAGCUCCUACCACAAAAAUCUAUCAAUUCCAUGGCGCUAUCGUCAACCCGGAUGGCUCACGAGUUCCCGUUGGCCGAGAAAACCUUUUACUUAGGGAUUGUGCUCUAAAGAAUACGGAUUUUGUCGAGGGCAUUGUCGUUUACGCCGGCCACGAAUCCAAGGCCAUGCUUAACCACGGUGGCCCACGAUACAAAAGAACGCAGUUGGAACAAGCCAUGAACAUGGACGUUGUGUGGUGUGUGGUGAUUCUGGUUUUACUUUGCCUAGCCGGUGCGUGUGGCUGCGGGUUGUGGUUAAAAUCCUACAUACCAUAUCUUCCGGUUCCGUUUCUUCCAUUAGUAAACUUUCAUGGUGGCGAUGACAUUCUGGCAGGGAACGAUCCCGAUCCUUUUUAUCAAGCUUUCCUUGCUUUUUGGACAUACGUAAUUAUUUUACAAGUGAUGAUACCCCUUUCACUCUACGUGACUAUCGAGCUGGCCAAGCUCAUACAAAUCUAUCACAUCCAUAAUGACCCUCACCUGAGGGAUCCCAUUACGCAUCAGGCGAUCGAAUGUCGAGCGCUUAAUAUCACAGAGGAACUGGGCCAAAUUCAGUACAUCUUCUCUGACAAAACGGGCACGUUGACUGAAAACAACAUGAUUUUUCGACGCUGUUCUGUUGGUGGUAUCGAUUACAAUCACCCGCAAGUUAAUAAAGAUGCACCGCCUUUAAAGCCCGGUGAGCGCCAAAAGAUUUAUCCAAAUCCAAGACUGCAAGAAGAGUUGAGACAGUUUGAAAUCCAACGUCGAGCCAUCAACGAAACUUCUGACUCAGACGUUGAGAGCAGGCCUCACAUUAAUGUGCAAGCUAGAAGACUGGAAGAAUUCUUUCUUUUGAUGGCAGUCUGCAAUACAGUAGUGGUGGCAAAAAAACCCCAUCGUGAUCGCAUGAAUGAGGUUGGCCAAAUUGAACUUUCGGGCGUUGAUUGUUCUGUUCACAUUGCUGUCGACGAUGGUGAAAGCUUCUCGGAUCGUGGACAGUCACCUUCUAUUGAAUCGGGGUCUGUCAGUAUGUCUUCCACAACGUUAAUGGUUCCUCCUAACUUGAAUAGUACCCCGCAUUCCAAUAACGUCCUCGAUCAAAACACAAACGUAACACCUAAGCGACCAGGAAAUUUGUCUUUCUUUUCUGCAGGAAGACAUUCAGCACGUUAUCGGCCGUCCAAUCAACAUAACAUUCAACGGCCUUUAUCACCAAUUGACUCUUCUGCAGAAACGACGCCAUCUGAAUCGCCAGCUCCCUCUCUGAGACCACGUUUUCUCCAGUUGCCCAGUUUGGCUUCUGCCCAGUCAUUUUUCAGCCUAAGGCGAUCUUCUACCCCCACGUCCGACAUAUCAAAUUCACUGCCGGCCACACCGUCUAGUGAUAGGAAGAAUUUUUAUGAGGCCGAAAGCCCCGACGAAUUGGCACUGAUUGACGCAUCCUGCUGUUAUAACAUUCGCUUGUUUCAGAGGUCCGUCCACCAUGUCGCCGUCUCACUUCCCGGUGAAGGAACGCUGGAGUAUGAAAUACUGGAAAUUUUGCCUUUCGACUCGACUCGUAAACGGAUGUCAGUCAUUUUGCGCCGGCCAGAAACACGUCAAAUCGUCGUUUAUUGCAAGGGAGCAGAUUCUGCAAUCCUUCCCCGCUUAGCCUACACUCAGAGUUUUGCCGAAAAUCAAAUCAUACAGCGAACAGAGCACCACGUCAACCAAUAUUCGAAGCAGGGUCUUCGUACGCUUGUUAUGGCCAAAAGAGUACUUAGUGAGGAGGAUUUCACCAUUUGGCUAGUGGCGCACAACGAAGCAAAAGGGGCACAUGAAGGUCGAGAACGUCUCCUCUAUGAAUCGUACUGUCGGCUAGAAAGGGAUUUGAGCCUUCUUGGCGCCACAGGCAUUGAAGAUAAAUUACAGGAUCAAGUGCCUGAAACUAUAAGCUGCUUGCGCAAGGCUGGCAUCGUUGUCUGGGUACUUACCGGUGAUAAACAGGAAACCGCUGUCAAUAUAGCUUACGCCUGCAGUUUGUUCGCUCCCGACAUGGAGGUGAUCAAGUUAAACGCUAGAAGCAAGAACGCUGCUGAAGCCGCCAUCCACUGCCAUCUCGACGCUAUACAGAGAGAGCUGGUUACUGUUGCAAACGCGAAUGAAACGGGUAAUAGGCUACGGUCCUUUUUCCCCCUGGCAUCCGAUAAUUCCAGCAUGGUAGUGAAGCGUAAAGCUUUGGUUGUUGACGGAAAAACGUUGCUGUAUAUCUUGGACAAGCGCUCUAAUCUGCAAAAACCGUUUCUCCAUUUAACGCGCCACUGCGCUGCGGUUCUGUGUUGCAGAGCUACGCCACUCCAGAAAGCGUUUAUUGUAAAAAUCGUCAAACAGCAGUUACACAUCCGCACUCUUGGCAUCGGUGAUGGUGCCAACGAUGUGUCAAUGAUUCAAACAGCGGAUGUUGGAGUAGGAAUAUCUGGUGUCGAGGGUAGGCAGGCCGUAAUGGCCUCCGAUUUCGCCAUUCCGCGCUUCAGUUUUCUUUUGCGGCUACUUUUGGUGCAUGGCCACUGGUGUUACGACCGGUUGGCACGCAUGGUUUUGUACUUCUUUUACAAGAACGCCAACUUUGUCUUUGUGAUAUUCUGGUAUCAAUUGUACUGCGGCUUCUCAGGAACAGUGAUGGUCGACCAAAUUUAUUUAAUGUUUUUCAACCUCUUUUUCACGUCGCUCCCUCCACUCGCUAUGGGGAUCUACGAUCAGAGUGCUUCAGCGGAAUUACUCCUCGCUCAACCUACUUUGUACGCUGUCGGGCGUGAAGCUCAGCUCUACCGCUCACACUCUUUUUGGGUGAAUAUCAUCGACGCUCUCUAUCAAAGCACAGUGAUUUUCUUCAUAGCUUACUGCGCUUAUAGUGACACGGUCGCCGAUUUAUGGGAAUUUGGCACAGUAGUGACGUCAUCCUGUAUUUUUGUCAUGUUGAUACACAUGGCAUCGGAGUUCAAAUCCUGGACUGGGCUUCACUUCCUGUCAUUAUUUGCGUCCGUCUCUUUUUACAUGGGCUUUGCCCUAACCUACAAUGCCGUUUGCGUCGAUUGUCCCGGUCUCCCGAAUCCAUAUUGGGUUAUGCAGCAUUGUUUGACCACAUUACUCUUUUGGGUCACUCUAAUCCUCACCUGCGUGUUGGCUUUCAUCCCAAGGUUCACCAUUAAGGCUUUGUUCUGCCUAAUCCAACCUUCAGUCGUUCAUCAAGCUCUGCUGGAACAAAAGAAAUCGGAACGGAGCAAAAAACAAGACCUGAGAGUCUCCUGGUCACGAACUUCUACGCGCUUGACGGUUGUUCGUACCACCGAUCCAUAGAAUCAUCGCUCGUAACCAAAGUUUUCCCUUUUUUAUUUGCUUCUCUUUUUUUUUUUUUGUUAUUAUGAUUCAGUCUGAUUUUUUCUUUCCAAUCUCUCGACCUGAUGAAAGUUUUGCUAGCCGAAAUCUGUUGUGCCGUCUAACGGCAUUUGACUUUUGCGAUCUUCCGCGAUUGGUUUCAAAAGCACACUAGCGAGAAUCUCUUUAUUUUUCAUUAGAAGAAAAAAAGAACUAACGACGAAAUAAAGCACAUUUUGCAACGAUUCCUAUGACGCGGUGGGAUGAUAAAGAUUGACGUAAUCGACGUGCGACGAGUGCCUUAAAAAAAGAAAACUAAUGUAUUUUAGAUUUGGUGCUUUAUUUUAUUGUUUUCUUCUCAGUUGAAAAAUCCUUUUCCGCUAUCGGAAUUCGAGUUUUUUUUUUUUUCCCUCCGAUUUCCAUAGUUCCUCGUGUAAGACCAACCACGAACUUAUAUUCCUAUCUCAUUCAUCUUUCUAAAAAUCUCGAAUGUGGGCUGCCCUUUUGUUCUAGUUCUUUGUCACCUGGGUAAAACAGUCCAAUGGCCGGUGUACUACAGUAGGCUUUUCUUCCGUCGUCGUUAGUUGUUGGGUUUUAUUUUGAAUUUGAAAUUCCCUGUCGUGCCAUACUUAUACAAUCAUGUGCAAGAAGCAGAAAAAAAAGGGGCGAGGGAAAAUCCAAGUGCGCGCGAUUCAAAUGGGAAAUGAUGAUGCAGAGGGUAUCUCUCUUUACUUACGACACGUUUCUCUCUGUCUUGGCGUUCAGGAAAAUAACUAAAGGUGAAACGUCAAACUUAAAAAAAAAACAAGCAGUCGACGUUGUUUUAGCCUUUUCAAAAACUAGUUGACUUUGGUAUGUUUUGUUAUAUAUACCUGAACGAUAAUGAUUUACCUAUGAAGAAAACACCCGUAAUAUUUCCUUUUUAAUGUGUUUUUUUUUUAGACAAUGUGUAAAACAUGUUCCAAUUGUCAUAAUGUACCUUGUCUACGGCUGAUUAAUCCAACAUUUUUUUUUGUUUUGUUUUAUUGAACUAAAUCGUAAUUUUCUCUUGUUUGUGAAAGGCAACGAACGGACUGGACUCUCUUCAUUUUUCGUUCGUUCGUGAGCCGUUCUUCCUUGCAGCCCUCUAGCACGUUAUGUGCGUUCCACAAUUGUGAUGUGCAUGUGUGUUUGAAAUAUAUAUAUUGUUUUAAAAUGA